Messenger RNA from Penicillium macrosclerotiorum, 405 nucleotides. RefSeq lists its product as uncharacterized. The record is from RefSeq and is a predicted model, not a curated record. NCBI's taxonomy places the organism in Eukaryota, Fungi, Ascomycota, Eurotiomycetes, Eurotiales, Aspergillaceae. Gene Ontology annotation, cellular component: mitochondrion; cytosol. The transcript has 3 exons. The coding region runs from base 1 to 405 and encodes 134 amino acids. Gene Ontology annotation, molecular function: deaminase activity.
AUGUCUCUCCCCAAAGUAGCCGUCAAGUCAGAAAAUGCUCCGACCCCACCACCCUUUCUCUCCCAGGCCAUCGUGAUGGGUGAUUAUGUCUUCUGUUCGGGCCAGAUUGGUGCCAAUCCCAAGACUGGAGCCCUUGUCGAGGGUUCAAUUCAAGACAGGACCCGCCAAAUCCUCGACAACUUGCGGGCUGUGCUGGAGGCUGCAGGCACCAGCCUGAACAAUGUCGUCAAGUGCAACAUCUUUCUCACCAGCAUGAGUGACUUCAGCGCCGUGAAUGAAAUCUAUACCUCAUUCUUCGAGGCCCCGAUGCCGGCGCGCACGUGUGUUUGCGUCAAGGAACUUCCCAUGGGAACGGAUGUCGAGAUUGAAUGCAUCGCCGGCCUCAGCCGAAACCAGAAGCUGUGA